AGUUUGUAAACACAAUAGGCUUUCUUCUGGUCCAGUCAUACAAGAACAAGCUAAUAAAUUAUUGAGGUACCUGAGUGUUCUGAAAAAUAGUCACCUGAGGCUUGUUAGGUAAUCAGUACAAGGAAAAUGAGAAUACCAUGGCUGAAACAAUCAAUCUGUUCUCUCUGGUGAGAUUCUAGGGAGGAAUAUCAAUUUUCGAACCGUUGAUGAAGCCUCGUCCUCCGACAAAGUUUUGAUGGUUUGGACUACAUGCCUGGCACAUCCAUGAUGGCUGGAAGAGCCUGGUCUGUUGGUGUUCCUUGCAAAAAUGGAUAGCAGGGUGGUGGCGCCAAAGUCUGUCCUGAUGGUGGGGAGACCAUUUGGGUGCAAGCGCUGGGGGUGACUCCUAGUGUGCUUGGCCAGGGAAUUACUGGUGCCAUCCAGAGACAUGUGACAGAGUAUGCCUGCAGUCACUUUCCACAGCUCACUUGCCCGAAAACUGUGCCCAGGACAGAUCCAUCAUCUGAAAAACGGUCUAUCGCUUGUUGGCCAAAGAGGUAGGCCUACAUAGCUUGCAUGCCAGUGUGGUUUUUAUUGAGCAGGGAUGUGCACAACUGCAGUCCUUGAUGGCCACAGUUCUGAGGUCCAGUCAUUUGACAUAGAACAUUCUCUAGUUGUGUUAUUUAUAAUUAUAUGUAUGGACAUGCAUCAUGCAAUGUAUCUUGAGCUGAAAUAGCCUAUUCUCUUCAAUCACCUAUUGUGUCUAUGUUAGGGAAUUCUUUCUUUGUGUUGUGAGGUAGGUGACAUAGGAUCUUUCGUUGAGGAACUACAGAGACUCGACCAAAAGUACAAGGCUGAGGCCUUUAACCCAGUGACUGUAGAGCAAGGCUCUACAGGGAGUGGUACGCUCAGCCAGUAUGUUUAACAAGUUUAAACAUCACAUUAGAGUAUGUGUAACAGUAUAACUUUAGACUGUCCCCUCGCCCAUACCCGGGCGCGAACCAGGGACCCUCUGCACACAACAACAGUCACCCACGAAGCAUCGUUACCCAUCGCUCCACAAAAGCCUCGGCCCUUGCAGAGCAAGGGGAACUACUACUUCAAGGUCUCAGAGCAAGUGACGUCACCGAUUGGAACGCUAUUUAGCACGAACACCGCUAACUAACUAGCCAUUUCAGAUCCGUUACAUAUGGCAGUUUAGUACAGUAGAGCACAGUACGGCACGGUACAGGACAGUCAAGUUGUAUUCAGUAGAGUACAAUAGAGUACAGUAAAAGUAGAGUAUAGUUUAGUAGAGUAUAUUAGAGUAAAGUAGGGUACAAUACAGAGCCCUAUUUAAAAAAAAAGAAUUAGAUAUCGAAAAGACAUCAAUGUCUGUAAAAUCUUAAUGGGAAGUGUUGGCCUACACUCGUUCACUACAGUAUUUCCCACAAAUCUAAGGAGAUUCCAGCAUUUUGCAAAGGCUACUCAUAAUGUUUCAUGGUCAUUGCUGCCAUCCCAUUUCUGACACCAGUGUAGCGAACAACAUACUCAGUUCUUGGUGUGAAAGGAAAACACCCUACCAGACCAAUCAAUAGAAGUCUAUAUGUGGCCAAAUCAACUCCAGUCUGGACCUGACCAACUCUAAACCAAUCAUAGACGUCUGUUGACGUUGAAAUCAAGGCCAGUCCGGACCACAGCAAAAAAAAUAAUAAAAAAAAUAAUAAAAAAAAUAAAUCACUGCUCCACACAGGACCAGAAAAUAAUAAGUCCAAAUUACAUUGCCUGACUGUGUAACGGUUUUCUUCCGCUGAAGGAGAGGAGGACCAAAAUGCAGCGUGGUUAGAGUUCAACAUGUUUAAUCAAGACCAUAAACGAGAACACUACAAAAUAACAAAUGCAAAAACCAAAACAGUCCUAUCUGGUGCAAUGACACAGACAGAAGACAAUCACCCACAAAAUACCCAAAGAACAUGGCUGCCUAAAUAUGGUUCCCAAUCAGAGACAACGACAGACAGCUGCCUCUAAUUGAGAACCAAUCUAGGCAACCAUAGACAUACUAAAAACUACCUAGAAAGGAAACAGCCCCAUAAACAUACAAAACCCCUAGACCAGACAAAACACAUAAAUCCCCCAUGUCACACCCUGACCUAACCAAAAUAAUAAAGAAAACAAAGAUAACUAAGGCCAGGGCAUGAAAGACUGACUGUACAUGCUUCGCGGGUAUGUAUCCUACUAGAUUAGAGAAUGCAGCAGAGGUGUGGUACUGGUACUCAUGACAUUGUCAUAUUUUGCACAUUUACUGGACUGAUACAAAGUCUAGAGAUGGCUCAUGAUGUUCUCUCAAUCCUUCAUCUGUUGCAAUUGUGUGCGAUUUAAUGAGUGAUACAAUGUACAGUAUCUUGUCUCAAAAGUCCACGAAUGAAUAGACCGCGAAAGUAAGAAGUUGCUCCGAAACAACUGAUAAAUGAUCUGUUUAGCGGACCCCAAUCUUGAGUUGAACUAUCGACAGCUAAAACGCAGAUCUGACUUGAGAUCAGAUUUCACUGAGCGCUGAUGAAACAGUGAUAUGCCCCUCCCUCGAGGUCGUCCCAGCCUCAUUCUGAUCAGCUGACUCACCACUUCCCAUACGGAGUGCAAUUUUUUGGAAUAGCAGUAAUGUAAUUUUGCUGCCUUUUUCCCACUUGUUAUUAAGUCUGUGCCAAUACAAGCUGCUCACCAAGGCUGUCCUUUUAUGAGAUAAUACAAUAGAAGGUAAUACAUUAUUUAUAGCUUGCGAUUUGUAAUGUGAGAGAUGCCAUAGGCAGAAAGCUAUACGUUUAGUCAAAUUGUUGAAAACUUUUGAUGGAAUAGCUAGUAAAACUUUCUAACCAGCUAUACAUGAUAUUAUCACAGGCCCAGUAAAGCAUUGUAAUGUUAUCUGAUGUUAGAUCAGUCACAUGCUUUCUAUGCCCCCCUUUCCUACACUAACUUUACAUUCCAGAUCCUUUCACAUACUGUAUCUGGGAAUUCAUAUUAUUUGUUUGCCAAGAUCCUAGAGCAGAUGUUACAAUGUGACAUUUUCAGAUGUCUCUCACCCUAAACCAUGGGCACUAUGAAAAUGUAUGCAAUAAAUGUAAAACUGCGUUUAUUUGUAUUGACUUGAUUUGAAUGUAGGCAAAUGUUCCUCAAACUUCUCUGGUGUAGGUGGUCUCCCCUCCCCAUUUGACUGUAAGCCAAUGGAGGGUGUCUGAGAGCUACACUUUGCUGUUUCACUCAGACUUGAGAGAGAAGCAGGUUGUGCAGACAUGGCUCUCAGAAAAGGAUCUUCUUCUGUUGCCCUCUCUGGGUGGUCAUCUGAAGUGCAGAUGAACCCAGCUGAUGUCCCUGGCCUGGAGGUAAAGCUGGGAGCAUUGGUUGUUCUUUUCUCCAUCACACUGGUUUGUGGCUUCGCCCCUUUGUGCUUAGUCAGGGGGGCAGGGAGGUGCAAUGUAGACCCAGUGUUCGAGGGCCUGGCUGUGGGGUUACAGGAGGACAGUCAAGAGGUGCUGGAGAUCUGUGUUGCUCUACUCCUCCACAAGAGCAUCAUCUCUUUCAGUCUAGCCCUAAAGCUGGCCCAGGGCAAGCUGCGGCAGUCAGCCGUGGUAGGUUGCCUCCUGCUCUUUGCUCUCAUGUCCCCGUUGGGCAUUGCCGUCACCAAGACCAAGUCGUCCCCCCAGCACCAGCUGGCCAGUUCCACCUUAGAAGGCCUGGCGUCUGGCACCUUUAUGUAUAUCACCUUCAUGGAGAUCCUGCUCCAUGAGCUAAGCUCCCCGCAGAACCCCAAGGUGGCCAUGAUUCUCACUGGUUUCGCAGUGGUCACUGGGGUGCUGUUCAUCAAAAUGUAAAUAUUCUGUAGAUCAAUCCUUAGAGUCUGAUUCUUUGAAAAACUGACAACCCUUUGCGCCGUGAGAAUGCAAUUUGGACUGAUAAGCAUUAAACAAUGUUUACAGCAUGAGACCAAAAGAUACUCAACUGUAUCAUUAAUUCAAACAUGUUUCCUUAAGGUGCAGGGAGAAUGCUGGUUACACUGGAAACUUUUGAUUCAGUAGAGGUCUUUUAGUUUUAUUAUGUAGAUGAAUGUUAUUCAUUCAGAUUUUAAAAAAGGGAUAUAUGCUAAUCCUGCCAUGCUUUUAAAUGAUCAUCAUAUAACAUUUUCUAUUUUAGAUAUUUGAACAUUUUAAUAUAUAUAUAUUUUUUACAUAAACAAUGACAUACUUCACAAACAGAUUUCUGUAUACCGUGAUGAUGUGGUCAAAAUUACCGAAUUAAAAAAGGAAAUAUUUGUACUUUUGAGUAAUUUAUAACUCCUGGAUUGAUAUUAUAGCAAUCCUAAUGUUGUUCUGGCUGUGAAAUCUGACUAGCAGUGUCCUGAAUUGUACACAGAACAUUUGUUUGUUCAGUAGUAUGACUGCCUAGCCCCUGCAUAAACAUAAUAAGAGCAUAUACAGCUGGCUAUUACUUUAAAUCUUUAAAAAGCUAAAUGGAGUGUUUGCUCUUUGUCAGAGCCUUACAUUGAGAUCAACAUAUAGGCCCUUAUUUCACUGCCAUGUGGUGAGAAAGCUUUGAGAUAUAGUCCUCUAUUAUCUUGUAAAACUUGAGUUUGAAUAAUUGAAAUGGCUGCUCUUGUUUUUAUGUUCACUUUUAAACCAGGACUUGUUUAGCUGUACCUGGUUGACUGAUUAAAAGUAAUCUGAAAUACUUUUCAA
Messenger RNA from Oncorhynchus keta (chum salmon), 4685 nucleotides. Its product is annotated as zinc transporter ZIP1-like. Bases 3246 to 3824 code for a protein of 192 amino acids. NCBI's taxonomy places the organism in Eukaryota, Metazoa, Chordata, Actinopteri, Salmoniformes, Salmonidae. Gene Ontology annotation, cellular component: plasma membrane. The transcript has 4 exons. The record is from RefSeq and is a predicted model, not a curated record. Gene Ontology annotation, biological process: zinc ion transmembrane transport. Gene Ontology annotation, molecular function: zinc ion transmembrane transporter activity.